CACUGCUCUUAUUGAAGAGUGAAGAGGGUUCAGUUUUGCAGCCACUUCCUUAUGUGGUCAACCAACUCCUUCCUUCUACCCGCUGCUGCUGGGUUUGCACUUUGCAACCAUGUCGACGGAAUUUCUCGCCAUUGGCAGGAGGAGAAGCAUUCAUCCGCUCUGCAUAUUACUCUCCACUCUUCGCCUUCUUCACCGCCCUUUUCAUUACAGAAAUCAUCAGCCCGUCCCUUCUUCAUCUCCUCCACCCCUGUGCGGCGGCGCCAGGCUCUUCACGUCCGUGUCUCUUUCCGACCAAACCCACUCACACCCUCAAAGCUCAGACCCUUCUUCUCCGCACCUCGUCAACGAGCUCUCCCGGAUUCUCAGCGACUUCAGAAGUCCGCAUCAUGAUAUCGAGUCGGCCCUCAGCCCAUUCCGCUCCCAAAUCUCCGUCGAUUUGGUUGAACAAGUUCUCAAACGGUGCAAAAAUCUGGGCUUUUCUGAUCACAGAUUCUUCACAUGGGCUCAAAAUCUUCCGGGCUUUACGCACAGCGAAGAUAGCUACCGCAUUCUUGUCGACAUCUUAGGACGUAGCAAGCAGUUCCCGUUGUUAUGGGAUUUUCUCAGAGACACUAAACCUUCCUGCGAAAUUUUCUCGAAUGUGUUCAGGGCCUAUUGCAGGGCUAACCUUCCUGAAGAUGCCAUUAGGGCUUUCAGCAAGAUGUCUGAUUUCGGAAUAGAACCGAGUGUGGAUGAUCUCAGCCACCUUCUGUAUGCGCUUUGCAAAAGAAAGCACACACCCCAUGCCCAACACUUCUUUGACAGAAUCAAGAAGAGUUACCCACCCUGCCCAAAGUGUUAUAGCAUUUUGAUCCGAGGGUGGGGAGAUGAAAAGGAUGGAUUUUCCCAGGCACAGAAACUGUUCGAUGAAAUGCUUCACAGAGGAUGUUCGGCUCAUCUGCUUGCUUGUAACCGUCUCUUGGAGUCUCUAUGUAAGGGAGGGAAGAUUGAUGAGGCUUAUAAGUUCUUCACAAAGAUGAGGUCUAUGGGGCUGGAACCAGAUGCUUUUACAUUCUCCAUAUUCAUUCAUUCUCAUUGCACUUCAAAUGACAUCCACUCUGCUUUCAAAGUUCUUGACAGGAUGAAAAGCCAUGGUCUUGUCCCUAACACCUUCACUUACAAUUGCAUCAUCAAGAAACUCUGUAAGCUAAAUAAAGUGGAAGAUGCAUACCAACUGCUGAAUGAGAUGGUUGAUAGUGGAUCAAAUCCUGACUGUUGGAGUUGUAAUACGAUUUUAGCUUUCCAUUGUGAUCAUAAUGAAGUUAAUCAAGCUCUUAGGCUGAUCUCAAGAAUGGACAAAUAUGGUGUCCGACCAGAUCGUCAUACGUAUAAUAUGGUUCUUAAAAUGCUCAUUAGGGUAGGAAGGUUCGAUAGAGUAGAGAAAGUUUGGGAAGGUAUGGAAGGAAGAGGAUACUACCCUUCAGUCUCUACAUAUGCCGUCAUGGUCCAUGGCCUCUGCAGGAAGAAGGGAAAACUUGAGGAAGCUUGUAAAUAUUUUGAAAUGAUGAUUGAUGAAGGAAUACCGCCUUAUGCCUCAACAUGUGAGCUGUUGAGGAAUAAACUGAUCGGCUAUGGCUUUGUAGAACAGACAGAAAUACUUGGGGAUAAGAUGGAGAGAAGCACUUCAUGUUCAAUUCAGGAGCUAGCUACCUUAAUAAGAGGUGGUAAUAGGGUUUGUGUCAAACACAGAGAUGAAGAGGAAUACUCUGAUGAUGAGAGUGACAGUCAAUAACAGGGCUUCAUUCCCCCAUAUAUGGAUAAAUGAAGAACUAGUAUUCCCUUUAGAGACGAUCUCUCUUAUUCUUCAUCCAUGUUUUAGUUAUAUAUACAUGAACUAACAAAAAAACAACCCAGGUCCAUGAGAGUCCUCGGAAGGGUCCCACUACAAGGUUGGACGUUGGUCACGUAACAAACAUUUACCUUCCCUUUUUUAGGACUUCGCUCCCAAGAGUUGGACCCAUGACCUACUCAUGGUCACACCAUGCACCUCAACACAUGUGCCAAGGCUUCCAUAUUUUUAGUUAUACAAGAACUAUUUAGUGCCAACACUAGUGGUCUUACUAUAUAUUUUCUCGGCCAGAACGGUUUUUUCAUUUUUUGGUUCAUGUUGCCAAAGUGUUAAACUUACCUAGCUUUUGGGCGCAUAAGAUUGUGAAACUUGAAAUGAACUUUUUACCUUGUCUAAAGCUUAUAGCUUCCAUAAUGUGAAAACGGGUUCAAAUCGAAACCAAAGUAAAAACUAAGAAAAAAAUGUUAUAAUUAUGCAUUGUUAAAGAAAAAGAUGCAUUUGUGUAAUACAAAAGUGCACCAACAUUCACACUAAAAGAUCUUUUUGAAAAAUUGCUUAGUGAUAUUUUUGGCCACGUGAGCUUUGAAAUAUAACACACCCAAUUUUACUAUAUUAAGUAUUUCCCAUUUUUGUGAAGUAGAGCGGGCAGCGGUGUCACUACAGAGCUAACCAGGGCGUGAAGAAUUAGGGCGGCGUUCAACACCACCAAUGGCAGAAAAAUAUGUGAACCCUAAAGCUUAUCCAUUGGCCGGGGCAGAACUCACCAUAGUAAUACAUGACUUGGUAGCACAAGAUGCCAACUAUAAGCAGCUUAAAAAGGGUGCUAAUGAAGCUACGAAGACACUAAACAAGGGAAUUUCUGGGUUUUUAUUGUGAUGGCUGCUGAUAUUGAACCACUCGAAAUUCUACUUCACCUUCCACUUCUUGCUGAGGAUAAAAAUGUCCCAUAUGUGUUUGUUAAAUCCAAAGAAGCUCUUGGCCGAGCUUGUGGUGUUACUCGGCCAGUGAUUGCUUGUUCAGUUACUAGCAAUGAGGGAAGCGAGUUGAAAGCUCAAAUAACUGAAUUUAAGAAUGCCAUUGAGAAGCUCCUCAUAUGAAUGCCUAGUCACUUCAGCAUGAUGGGCCUCAUGGAUUCUUAACAAAAUUAGCUGAGGCUUUGACUGGACAAGUUGUUUAUUCAACAUUACUCUUGUGUGUUUGUUUAUUUAUUUGUUUAAUUUACUCCAUGUUAAGAAAUAUUGGUAAUCAUGUAGUUUCUUCCUGUCAUUCUGUAUUCGUUUUCAAUGGUAUCAGUUUUAUUUAAAAAAAAGUAUUUCCCA
Cuscuta epithymum is the source of this 3147-nucleotide messenger RNA. The record is from the annotation of a GenBank genome assembly. NCBI's taxonomy places the organism in Eukaryota, Viridiplantae, Streptophyta, Magnoliopsida, Solanales, Convolvulaceae.